Aspergillus versicolor CBS 583.65 is the source of this 1188-nucleotide messenger RNA. Its product is annotated as TDT family transporter. Gene Ontology annotation, molecular function: sulfite transmembrane transporter activity. The transcript has 5 exons. Gene Ontology annotation, cellular component: plasma membrane. Gene Ontology annotation, biological process: sulfite transmembrane transport; transmembrane transport. The coding region runs from base 1 to 1188 and encodes 395 amino acids. The record is from RefSeq and is a predicted model, not a curated record. NCBI's taxonomy places the organism in Eukaryota, Fungi, Ascomycota, Eurotiomycetes, Eurotiales, Aspergillaceae.
AUGGCAGCUGAAGGUCCCGAUCCGAUACCACCAGAGAUCACCAAGCAUGAUGUGGGAUGGAGGAGAGUGGUGCGCAAUUUUACACCUUCGUGGUUCUCCGUCACCAUGGGCACCGGAAUCGUGUCAAUGCUAUUAUACAUGCUACCAUAUAAUGCAAAAUGGCUGUAUUGGGUAUCUACCGUUGUCUUUGCUUUGAACGUCUUGCUCUUUGCUGUGGCCUGCACUAUAUCGGCCCUUCGUUAUGCGCUAUACCCGGAGAUAUUUUGGGCAAUGAUCUCGCACCCAGUGCAGUCCAUGUUUAUCGGAACGGUACCGAUGGGAUUUGCGACUAUCGUCAACAUGUUUUGCUUUAUUUGCGUUCCCGCCUGGGGUUCGUGGGCGCAGACAUUCGCGUGGACCAUCUGGAUUAUUGACGCCGUUGUCUCUGUAGUAACUGCUCUAUCGUUACCAUUUGCGCUAAUGUCCAGAAAAGAUGAAACACAGCUCUCGUCAAUGACAGCAGUAUGGUUGCUUCCUAUCGUCAGCUGCCCCGUCGCCGCCUCGUCAGGAGCAAUAGUGGCCGAUAUCCUACCAAAUCCACAACAUGCCCUCUGGACUGUGAUAGCCAGCUACGUGCUCUGGGGUAUUGGGCUGCCCCUGGCAUUAAUGGUCAUGGUGAUAUACCUGCAGCGGUUAACGCUGCACAAGAUUCCUCCAAAGGCCAUAAUCGUUAGUGUCUUUCUCCCUCUAGGACCAUUUGGAUCGGGAGGAUACGCGGCGAUGAAACUUGGGAAAGCCGCACAAACGAUCUUCCCCGAGACUCACACGCUCCAGGAGCUAUCCGGGCCAACAUUCCAGGCGAUGGGUUUCCUGGUCGGGCUCAUCUUGUGGGCUUUUGGUCUGGUGUGGCUCUUCUUUGCGUCCGCUUCUAUUGCACGGUGCAAGACGUUCCCAUUCAAUAUUGGAUGGUGGGGGUUCACUUUUCCCAUCGGGGCGUAUGCUUCAUGUACUUGCCAGAUCGGAGCGGAGCUUCCAUCGGCGUUUUUCCGGGUUUUAGGGACGAUCAUUUCGCUUUGCGUGGUUGCGUUAUGGAUUGUGGUCAGUGUAGGGACUUUAAAGGGCGUAAUAUCCGGCCAAAUGUUCCAUGCGCCAUGUCUAGCAGAGCUAGGAGUCAACGAGGAUGGAAAAGAUGAUAGCAAAGUCGCAUAG